Messenger RNA from Adineta ricciae, 372 nucleotides. The record is from the annotation of a GenBank genome assembly. Lineage: Eukaryota; Metazoa; Rotifera; Eurotatoria; Adinetida; Adinetidae.
AUGGACGAUAUAUUUCUGAAAAACAAAUGGAUGAAUCAAAAAAAUGACUGGCUUUGGAAUCGUAUAUUUGGUAGUAAUACGCAUGAUAUUACCAAACACGAGCGUAACUUAGAGAUACUUGCCAUGUUUGUCGAGUUUGUGAAUAUUAUGUUGGAAAAUCUAAAUGGUUUAACCAUCAAAUUGCGAAAGUUCAAAGAUGAUGUAGACAAUCUGAAGCAAAUAGAAUUUCUUUUAGAAGAAGAAAAAGCAUCAUACAUAUCUCCAAAACGACAUGUACAGUUACUUAAUGAAGCUCUCGGUAAAUUACGUACUGCAAGUGAUACUUUUCAGGCGAAAAUACAUAGAGAAAACCCUUCUGAUGAUACUUUAUAG